CAGGAACAGCUGCUGCUCACCCAAACUGCGAUGGCCACCUCAACAUCGACCGAAUAUGUGCUCUACUCCUACACUCCUUCGCUUCCUCUGGCGAUUCUAGCGAUAAUAGCCUUUGCAAUACUCACCUUCGCCCAUCUUAUACGGCUGGUCCGAACUCGAGCAAAAUUCUGCAUUCCUCUUUUUGCAGGAGGGCUUUUCGAAGCAGUGGGCUAUGUCGGUCGUGCCCUGGGCCAUUACCACAAGGAUCAGAUAGGCCCAUACAUCAUCCAAAGCAUCCUCAUUCUCGUUUCGCCAGCUCUCUUUGCCGCCACAAUCUACAUGACUUUGUCCCGAGCCAUGCGCUCCACGGCCGCCACACACCACUCGAUCAUCAAAGCGAAAUGGCUCACGACCUUCUUCGUGACUGGCGAUGUCGUAUCCUUCUUCGUGCAGGGAGGCGGCGGUGGAAUUAUUGCACAAGGAGGGCAAGAUAGCGCAAACAUGGGGAAAGACAUCAUUCUGGCGGGGUUGUUCAUUCAGAUCAUACUCUUCUGCCUGUUUUUCGUGUCCGCCAUCACCUUUCACUCACGCCUGCGAAAGAUGCCCACUUCGGAAUCCCUCGAUCGAAACCUGCACUGGGAAAGAAUGCUCCAGGUUCUUUACGUGGUCAGCGCAUUGGUCCUGGUGAGAAACACCGUCCGUGUCGUCGAAUUCGUGGGGGACUCCAGUUCAUACAUGCGCCGAGAGGAAUGGCCCAUUUACGCAUUCGAUGCGUUGCCCAUGGCAGCCGUCAUGGCAGUCCUCUUUUGGUGGUUUCCUUCAAUGAUCUGUCCACAACCAGGAGCUCGAAGUCUGGGCCUUGUGUCCCAAGCUGAGGAUGGCUAUGGCCGCGUCGGCUACGAGAUGAAAUGAAUGUAUCCUAAGUUGCGUGGGAUGGC
Messenger RNA from Exophiala xenobiotica, 917 nucleotides. RefSeq lists its product as uncharacterized. Gene Ontology annotation, cellular component: membrane. The record is from RefSeq and is a predicted model, not a curated record. Bases 31 to 891 code for a protein of 286 amino acids. Lineage: Eukaryota; Fungi; Ascomycota; Eurotiomycetes; Chaetothyriales; Herpotrichiellaceae. The transcript has 2 exons.